Molecule: messenger RNA, 5517 nt
Organism: Ceutorhynchus assimilis (cabbage seed weevil)
Lineage: Eukaryota; Metazoa; Arthropoda; Insecta; Coleoptera; Curculionidae
Source: the annotation of a GenBank genome assembly
UAGUGGUGUGUGUGCUAGUUACAGUGGGGUUGAAUGGAUUUUAAAAAUAAAUAAUGCCCAGAAAACGGAAUGGCGAAAUUCCUUUACCCGACGGUUGGGAUUUCGGACGCGAUUACGAUGGAAAAAUCUACUUUAUCGACCACAAUUCUAAGAAAACCACUUGGAUUGACCCGAGAGACAGAUAUACUAAGCCACAAACGUUUGCCGAUUGCAUAGGAAACGAAUUGCCUUUAGGAUGGGAAGAGGCAUUUGACGGCCAGAUUGGUCCCUAUUAUAUUAAUCAUAUGAGCCAAUCAACACAACUAGAAGAUCCCCGUCAAGAAUGGAGGGUCGUCCAAGAAGCAAUGCUAAGGGAUUAUUUGCAAACCGCACAAGACGUCCUAGAGGCCAAGAAAGACAUUUAUCAAGUAAAAUCCCAAAGACUUAUGUUGGCCCAGGAUGAAUACAACCAUCUCAAUAACGAAUUAGCAACUCUGGGAACAUCAAGGACAAGUUUAUGUUCAACAACGAGCACAAUCAGUACUAAAUACGAUCCCGAUCUGCUCAAAUCUGAUGUUGCGAUGGCGAAAAACCGCGUGUCGAGGUUGAAAUCUGAAUUAGAACAAAUCAGGAAUGAAAUGAACUUUACACAACGAGGAGUUGAAACUUUAGCAAAUGUCGAACAAAAAUUAAGUACAGGUCAAGGUACGUGCUACAACAUCGCCGAGGCCCAAGCUAUAAUGGCAGAACUGAGGAACAUCCAAAAGUCAUUAUCGUCGGGCGAAAAAGAAAAAGCCGAACUCAUGCAAUCUUUGGCCAAAUUAAAAGACGACUUGACACGGUUGCAACUUUCGGAAAGUUCUCCGGAUGUAUCGACGUUAAGUCUGCCCCAAGAAAAAUUAAGCACCGCUUCUCAGACUGAUUUAUCUUGCGAAUUGGUCCCUAUAGGCACGAGAUUGGCGGAAAUGGCUAAAAUGAGGCUAGAGUACGACGAGGCAAGAAAGAGAGUCCAAACGAUUCAACAAAAAUUGGCCGAUUUGGAAGAAAAAGUACAACCAGGACAAGCAGAGUCUGAUAAAGAUAGGUUAUUGCUUUUCCAAGAAAAAGAGCAACUGCUUAGGGAACUGAGAAGUAUAACUCCUAGAAUGCGUUCUAAAGAAGAAAUGUCAGAUAUUCAAAUAAAAUGCAGAAAGCUAGAGCAAGAUUUAAACAACGCUUUAGAAAUGUCAAACAGAGCCAUAGCUGAUAGAUUGCGGCUGCAUGAAGAAAAACAAUUGCUACUUCAACAAUUAAAAGAUGGCCUAAAACAAAUGACACAGUUGGAGUCCCAACUCAAAACCUUAUCAGCUAGCACUUUAUCUGUUAGCAGUAGCUCUAGCUUAGGUUCUCUUUCGACGACAAGUAGUAAAGGCUCACUAAGUUCUGGUCUUAGUUUCACAGAUAUUUAUGGUGGCCCUCAAUGUGUAGGCUCCUCAAAUGUCGACAUGGCCGAUCUUCAUAGAAGAGUAGAAAGGCUGCUGAAAAACGACAGUCCUCAUAUACCUUCACCAGUAAGAUCCCAACCUUCACUAUCACCUAGAAGCUCAUUAUCAUCAGUUUCACCUCCAGUAUCACCAAUGUAUGAAAACCUUCCCUGUUUACUACCCCCUCCGACCUAUGAGCAAGUCGAAAAAGACAGAAGAAUGCAAUCAGAGCAAAGAUUAGACGAACGAUUAUUGGAAUUAAGGAUAUCUAAUAAUGGCAGUAACGAAUACAUCAAUUACACCCCACAAAGGGUGUCGAUACCAAGUUUAUCCCCUCUAACAGACUUAUUGGAAGCACAAGCGACGAAUAUGUCCCAAGGUUCUGGUUUGGGAAGGCCCAGCAGAUACUCCUACGAAAGUUCGAGUGAUGCCCCCUUGUCUCCUAUCUCAGAAACUCCUCCACCUAUGAUAGACCAUGAUGAAAUGCUUCAGGGACCUACUUUGUCGCGAACAUCGUCUUCAGGCACUAACACCAGGUCAGUUUCUGCAGCAGUCAGCGACGAAUCAGUGGCAGGGGAUUCUGGAGUGUUCGAAGCUUCAAAUCGACGUAGAGAAUCGAGCGUAUUGGAUACGGAUACGGCUCAAGUACAAAUUAAAAUAAGGUAUAUUAUAAACGAGGGUAUAUUGAAUAUAACAGUGGAGAAGGCCAGAAAUUUGACUGCAUUGUUCAUACAGGAUAGUUCGGAAGUGUAUAUAAAAACAGCCCUAUUGCCAGCCAAUCCGCCACAAACGUGUUGUACAAAACCAGUGAGAGAUCUAAAGAAAGCCAAUUUCGGAGAUAUGUUUAACAUUCCAGUGCCAGCCAAUAAAAUAUGUACAAAAACGUUGCAAGUCAAUGUGUGGAGCAAAUUGGUGGGACAGCAAGAUAUUUGUGUGGGAUGCGCCCAAGUAAGCCUAGCAGACUUCAACAUAAACGCGACAACGCAGAAAUGGUACAACAUUCUCAGUCUCUUAGAGGAAGCGCCGGUGCCUCAUUCGAAACAAAAUUCCGAUGUGUCGAUUACGAGAGAAAAGCCGGAAGUCGCGGACAUGUCGUACAAGCAAAGCGGCAAAGAAGAAAGUUCCGACGAUUCUACAAUAAUAUCUUCCCAAACGAGUACCUUAACUAGAAACCAAGAGACUAUAGUACCUUCCGGUAUAAAUUUAGAUUUUGAUGAUUUAUAUAGUUGCUUAAAAACGACAGCAGAAUAUGACAGUGCUGACGAUUCUGAAGAAGAAGAAGAGGAUAUCGAGGAGGAGGAAGAAGAAGAAGAAGCAUUAGAAUUUAGACCAAAUGAAAAAUUAGAUGUAGUAGAAGAGGACAAAUACCUAGACAAACAAACAAAUACGGAAUGUGCCUUUUAUCCUGAACAAGCCAAACACAUGAAACUAGCUGCCCAAGGGAGUCUAGAAGAUCGAGGAGCCAUCAAAAGGAGCCAAACCUUCACUCCAAGUGCUCAUGUAUCUAAAAACGAUUACAUCUGCAGACUAAACAGGAGCGAUAGCGAUAGCGCCAUGCCUCUCUAUAGGCGAGGCAGCAAACCUUUCGAAAGACACGCAGUAGAAAGACGUUCCUUAAGGUUCAGAAGACCUUCAUGCUCGAUGGCACAUUUAUCAACCAGCAAAUCCCAAUCGCAUAUUCCACAAACAGCGAGAACUUCUAUCGAUUUAGAAUUGGACUUACAAGCUCAACAUACAAGACUAGAAAUGCUCAACUCAGAAUUAUUGAGGCUACGAGAACUGAAGCAGAGGCUCGAAGUUGCUAAGGAACAAGGAGAUAAUGAGUUGGCUAGUUAUAUUUUGGAGAAUCAACAGUUCCAGACUUUGAUUGCUCAAGCUGAAAAGACGAUGAAGACGCAAGACGAGAAGAAGGUGGAAAAAAUGUUAAGGAAAGUGUCGAGGGAGAUUUAUAAGCUUAGAAAAUCGAAAGCUGGUAAUGGAAAGCCAGAUAUUAUUUCUUUCAAAGAAAAAAUGGCCUUUUUUACCAGAACACAACUAACAGUCCCCUUUCUACCAGACGAAGAAAGUUCCCCGAUUGAAACAAACAAGUUAUUAGAAAAUAGUGAGGAAUUAGGGCCUCGAAUUGAGAUCACAAAUUCCAGCAGUAAAGAUAAGGAUAGCGAUAGUAUAGGUGACAAGGAUAAAAAUUCGCCAUAUAAGUAUGUUGUAGAUAGGACAAUGGGAGUUGAGGUUUGAAAGAUUUUAUUUUCUAGUAGGUAUUUAUUUUUCUAAUUCAAAAUAGUUUUUCACAUUUCAUUCGUUCUUGGUUGUAUUUUUCUGUUAAGAAAAUGUAACGGAUAAGACUGCAGAAACCGAAAAUAAUUAAGUGCCUCUAUGAAAAUGGGAUUUUUUUAAUAUUUAAAAAAUGUGUUAAAGAAAAUUAAAAUGUUCGAAAAAAUACAACUAAGAAUCAAAAAUUUGUUUUUUCUUGUUUUUUUAACUUUACGAUAAAGUGGAGUGAUAGAUCGCAAUAUUAAAUCUGGGGAUUUUAUUUUUGAAAUAUUCCUUUUGUGUUUUGGAACAUUCUUGACUAAUUUUUGUAAUAAUUUUUUUUUUAAAUUAACGAGCCUUCGGCCUUAACUCAUUGAUUGAGACAAAAGUUCUAUUUAUUUUUUUUCCAAAAUAAACUAGAAACUAAUGUUUUCAUAACAAAUGGGCACAAUUUUUUUUUUUAUCAAUAACAUAUGUAUAGGAAUAUUUCAAAAAGCCAUGAAGUUGUGCAUUUGGAAAAAAUGUUGCCUUAAAUUCCUAUGUGAUUAGAAAUUAUUUAAUAUAUUUCGAAGAGGAAUAAAAAAAAUGUGAUUUAGUGCCUUCAGAUCUGAAUUCGUCUUCAAAUAAAAUAAUUAUUGUUAAUACUCAAAAGUUUAUAUGGUUUUGAGCUAGAUGGAAAAUGCUGUGCAUAUAUCAUAUCACUGUAAUAUUUUUAGUACAAUCUCUUUUUUUACUUUGUUACCAUAUCCUUAAAAUAUUGUUAAACGUAAAAUUGUUCUUAAGAAGCCCCUAGUGCUUCUUCUGGAUGAUAAAACAACUUUUUUACACUAUUUAAAAAAGCCAUAGUCUUUUAUUUUGCCUAUAAUGUGUUGCCCUAGGCACCUAAAAGACCCUUUUAUUAUACAUACACACACCUCAACUAUAUUAGUUGAGUUUAUUUUUGUUAUUUAGCUUUCUUACAAAUGGUUAUUCGUGAUUUUUUUUUUGUAUAUAAUAUUGUAAAUAAUAAUUAUUAAAUUUUUAUUUAAAAAAACAUGUGUAAUAUAAAAGAGUAGUUGAUGUUUGUAAAAACAAAAAAUAUACAUUCUAAACGGAAAAAUUAUUGUAUUAUUCUAAUUCUUAUUUAAAUAAAAAUUCGUUUUUAAGAGUUUUCGUAUUUUAUUAAAACCCGAUCAAUAUUUAUGCAAUAUAAAUUAUCAUCUCUACAGCCCACAUAAAUUUGAUUUUCGAGCACAUAGGGUAAAGAAUAACUUUCGGAAGGUAAUUGCAUCCUAAAUAUGACUGUUCCAGUACAGUCUUCUAUGACAUAUAAGACUCCACUGUUACAUGUGCAAACUAUAAAUAUUUUCUGUUCAUACUCAUACACAAAAGGGGAUGAAGAAAUUGCCGAUUCAAGCUUAGCAAAUUUGGAUAUUUCACAAUCUGGAGUUACUUUAUAAAUAUAAGAAUCAUCACAUCCAAAAUAAAUCACAUUUGUAUGGCAAAUUAAAGAAGAAAAAAUGUGUCCCUCUAUAUCAAGUGUCCAUUUAGGAACUCCUUUGGCAGUGAAGCAAUAAAGUUUACCUUAAAUUUUGGAUUUUGAAUGCAAAUUAUAGUGAAAAAUAAAUAACUCACCAGUCACACUACCCCACACAGUGCAAUCCUCGAGCAGCAGACAAGGAGAUCCAAAAACAGGCCCUUCGAUUUUAUAAGUCCAAGUUACUGAACCAUUUUUUCUAUUCAAACCAUAACACAUGCCUUUUAUUGUACCCACAAAUAUCGAGUUUACAUUUACUAUAGGAUCUGCUCUGAUACUGCCAAGAAGUUUAGUUUUCCAAUUUAAUGC